Messenger RNA from Urocitellus parryii (Arctic ground squirrel), 1181 nucleotides. RefSeq names its product NADH:ubiquinone oxidoreductase complex assembly factor 3 (gene Ndufaf3). Gene Ontology annotation, cellular component: mitochondrial inner membrane. Gene Ontology annotation, biological process: mitochondrial respiratory chain complex I assembly. The record is from RefSeq and is a predicted model, not a curated record. NCBI's taxonomy places the organism in Eukaryota, Metazoa, Chordata, Mammalia, Rodentia, Sciuridae.
GGUCGCGCGAAUGACGGUUGGUGAGGGCCGUGAUUCCGAAACUAGCUAGGGAAACCUUAGCCACCCGUCCCGCCCACGAAGCCCGACACCGAAAAGCCUGGGAUUAGGUGCUUGGAGGCUGGCACCACACCCUGGCCAGGUGUGCAGCAGAGGACCAGGUGCUUGGUCGCUCCGCCCCUGGUCCCGGGAGCCCUGCAGAAUGCCUGAGAGCCUCGGGGCCAGGCCGAGACUGCGGCCCAGGCAAUGCCCGGAGGACGGCGACGGGACCAGGUGUCCACUCCCUAGGGACUUUGGGCGGAGAAACGGGGAGGGGCUGGCGGCAGGUGCCGUCACCCGAGCGGCGCCUGGAACGCGAGCUCUUGAGAGUUAAAAUUGCCUGCUGGGCCGGCCUAAUUGCGCAGUCCCCUCCCGUACGCAUGGGGCGCUGUAGCUGCACUAGGUCAGGCUCCGCUACCUUCUCACUAUUCCUGCGGAGGACUCGCUACUCUCAGAGCAGCCAUGGCCACCGCUUUCUCGCUCCGCUACCUCUACAGAGCGCGACCCGUGCCGCGCUUCCUACAUGUUGCGCUGCAGUGGUUUCCACAGCGUGGGCACCGACUGUCGCUAGCUGAUGAUGAAUUGUAUCAGCGGACUCACAUUUCUCUGCUGCAACGCGAGUUCCCGCACAUCAUGUACAUUGACAGCUACAACAGCCGAGGCUUCACUAUCAACGGAAAUCGAGUGUUCGGUCCUUGUGCGCUGCUCCCUCACUCGGUGGUACAGUGGAAUGUGGGAUCCCACCAGAAUAUCACAGAAGAAAGCUUCUCCCUCUUCUGGUUGCUGGAGCCCAGGAUAGAGAUUGUUGUGGUGGGUACUGGAAACAGGACUGAGCGGCUACACUCUAAGGUGCUGCAAGCCAUUAGGCAGCGGGGCAUCGCUCUGGAAGUGCAAGACACUCCCAGUGCCUGUGCCACCUUCAACUUCCUGUGUCAUGAAGGCCGAAUGACAGGAGCUGUUCUCAUCCCCCCACCUGGAGAGACUUCACUCACAUAUAUGAGCCAAGAUGCAGAAUGAACAGGAAGUGAUCAGCUGUUCAGGAGGGACACUUUAUAAAGUGCAGAUGUUCCCAUUGUUUUCACUGUCCUCUCCAUUGGCACUAAACACUUUUCAUGCUUGACAGGAAUAUAAUUUAUACAAUUCUC